Molecule: messenger RNA, 648 nt
Organism: Aspergillus nidulans FGSC A4
Lineage: Eukaryota; Fungi; Ascomycota; Eurotiomycetes; Eurotiales; Aspergillaceae
Product: pre-mRNA-splicing factor SPF27 family protein
Exons: 2
Coding region: 1-648 (215 amino acids)
Biological process (GO): mRNA processing
Cellular component (GO): nucleus
Source: RefSeq, a predicted model, not a curated record
AUGCCUUUGGUCGAUGAAUCUCACGACUCUCUCCCGUAUAUCGAUGCAACGCCGUCUGCUGAGGCUCGAGCUUACGCGGAGAAGUUGAUCGCGUCGGAGCUUUCAUCAGAUUACCAGACCUCAGUCCAUCCCUCAAUUCCCGAAUUUCCUGAGCCCAAAUUCUCGCCCUUGAUCCAGCAGGAAAUCGAGCGAAAGGCAGCUGGUCUGCCAUUGACUGGAGGAAUCGAUUUAGCGCGUUACGAGGCCCCUGAGCCACCUACUCGCUCCGCGGAUUCCGCUCCCAACCUCGAUGAGUGGCGACAGACGCUGCGGAGAGCCUACACUGCUAGCUCUCACUUGUCAUCGCGGCAGGAGAACCUUUCGCUUCUUGAAGAAAGCGGCAAAAAUGCGUGGUUGAUUGGAAACUCACAGUUGGAGGACAUACUGAGGGCGCUUGAAAAGGAACUGGCAGAGACCAAGGAGGCAACAGAGAGUGUCAACAAACAACGAAAGAUUGCACAAGAAUCUUGUCAGGGAGAAAUCACUGGGCUGGAAGAGUCAUGGCGACGUGGUGUUGGUGCCAUUCUUGAUGUGGAACUUGCCGCCGAGGAUUUGCGAAUGAAGAUUUUGGAGCAAAGACGGCAACAUGCUCAGCAACAGGCACGGUAA